AUGCCUACACCGAGGCCCUACAUCCACGGUGAAUGGGGCCCCGGGAAACCGGGCCUUCCGUCCCCCGCAUCUCCCAGCGAUCAGGGCCCUCCCUUCUGUCGGCCCUUGGUGUCCCGUUGCUCCCCCCACCAGCCCCUCUACCCCCGGGCGGCCCCCUCCGGGCGUCCUGGGCAGGGGCGACCCCUCCGGCGGUCCUGGGAAGGCAGCGACUCUCCCCCGCGCCCUGGGCAGGCAACGACCCCACCCCCCGGCGAUCCUGGGCAAGCGACACUCACCCCGGCGCGCCCCGGGCAGGCAGCGACCCCCCGGGCGCGUCCGGGGGCAGGCGACGCCUAUCCGGGGUCCUGGGCAGGCGACGACUCCCCGAUUGCCAACAGAUGGCCUCUCGGCUGGUCCUCCAGGCCAGCCCCCAGACCAGGAAGGCCCAAAAAAAACCCUCAGACGCCCCCACUGACCAAACCAGGAAGAAACCACCCUGAACCAGCCGAAAAAAGUGGUGCCCCACGAGAAAACCCCCAAAAGCUGAAAGGGCGGACCGAAACUCCGGGGGGCCGGGGGCCCGAUCUGAUGGAGAGUCGGGACCCCCAAGGCGUUUCUCUCAUUUUUAAGGCCCCUUUGUCAAACCCGAAGGGGUGCCAUCCUCCCCCACAUAGUGUGAAACAAGGAGCAUUGAAAAUCGUCAAAGUUCCAGGAGCCUUAACAGGGGAACCCUUUUGGGUUCUCCGGGGAUCACGUUUACGCGCUGCCCCGUACCGAUGGGAAAAGAGCUUAGACAUCAGCCAGGGGAGGCUUCUGCAGCACACGAAUGAAAUGAUCAUAAAGGGGGGGAAAUUCAAAGCAACCACCCCAUCCGGCUCCCUUUCAGGGGCCCCGGAUUUUGGCUGGCCCUCAAUAGCCCAAAGCUUGAGACAUUCCCCCAAUCGCUCUCCUCAGGAGCCCCAAAGCAUGUCAGAGGAGGGAUCCUAA
Messenger RNA from Penaeus monodon (black tiger shrimp), 966 nucleotides. Its product is annotated as basic salivary proline-rich protein 3-like. NCBI's taxonomy places the organism in Eukaryota, Metazoa, Arthropoda, Malacostraca, Decapoda, Penaeidae. The coding region runs from base 1 to 966 and encodes 321 amino acids. The record is from RefSeq and is a predicted model, not a curated record. The transcript has 5 exons.